AUGAUAAAUAAUUCAGAGUUGGAGCGGGUUCUUGUCGAAAGAGCUGAAGUUCUGGGCGAAGCCGAAGCGCAACUCGACGAAAUCGCAGUGACGUUGCCGGAAGUCGAGAACAAGAAUCUUGAGCUGCACAAGGAAAUUCAACUGCGCUUGGGCACCGAGGGAGAGCUCCGGAAAAAGCUACUAGGGCUUGGGAUUGACGUGGAUACAGACAUGACCGAAAUAGAGAAUGGUGCGCCCGCGCCGAUUGGUUGGGUGGAUGCUGCAGCAGAUCCGAGCAGCACGACGUCGCCGAAGACAUUGUGCAAAGCUAGCACUGGUGCAAACCCCGACCAAAUACCUGAGACCGGCAAGAAAGAGGAACACGACCAGAGCGAAGAUCCAAGAAGCGAUCCGCAAGGACCCCAUUCACAUCAUCAAGAGGUUUCUACUGCUUCCUGUUUGGACGCCAAGGGACCCGCGCAGCAUGCCUUUAACAGUGCUACUACUCCCACAACUGCGUCACCAUGCAGCAUUGGUUCUCCAGCAUCCCCAGCCCCCUGCAAUCCUGAAGAAAUAAGAUCUUCCACCGAAAAGCCUCCACCUCUUCAUUUGACACCUGUUGUUACUUCUCCUGGUGUAUCAUCUUCACUUGAUGCUAAU
Molecule: messenger RNA, 639 nt
Organism: Amoebophrya sp. A25
Lineage: Eukaryota; Dinophyceae; Syndiniales; Amoebophryaceae
Source: the annotation of a GenBank genome assembly